Messenger RNA from Mastomys coucha (southern multimammate mouse), 954 nucleotides. RefSeq names its product olfactory receptor 143-like. Gene Ontology annotation, cellular component: membrane. Gene Ontology annotation, molecular function: G protein-coupled receptor activity; odorant binding; olfactory receptor activity. Gene Ontology annotation, biological process: sensory perception of smell; G protein-coupled receptor signaling pathway. Bases 7 to 954 code for a protein of 315 amino acids. The record is from RefSeq and is a predicted model, not a curated record. The transcript has a single exon. Lineage: Eukaryota; Metazoa; Chordata; Mammalia; Rodentia; Muridae.
CUACAGAUGCUACACACGAAACAAAUAAUUAUGGAAAAUGACUCUUUUGUGUCUGAAUUUAUUCUUAUGGGACUGACAGACCAACCUGAGCUCCAGUUGUCCCUGUUUGUUCUCUUUUUGAUGAACUACACAGCCACUGUGAUGGGAAACAUGAGCUUAAUGAGUCUCAUUUUCUUAAAUUCAAACCUUCACACCCCCAUGUACUUUUUCAUCUUCAAUUUGUCCUUCAUUGAUUUUUGUUACUCAUUUGUCUUUACCCCCAAAAUGCUGAUGAGUUUUUUUUUAGAGAAAAACACCAUAUCCUUCAGAGGAUGCAUGACUCAGCUGUUCUUCUUCUGCUUUUUUGUGAAUUCUGAGAGUUAUGUGCUGACAGCUAUGGCCUAUGAUCGCUAUGUGGCCAUCUGUAAGCCUUUACUAUACAAGACUAUCAUGGUACCUAAGAUCUGUUGUCUUCUGAUGUUUGUUUCAUAUUUGAUAGGGUUUGCUAGUGCCAUGAUACUCACAGGCCUAAUGUUUAGGCUCAACUUUUAUAACAACAUCAUCAAUCACUAUAUGUGUGACAUCUUCCCUGUCAUUCAGAUCUCCUGCAGUGACACCUAUGUCAAUGAGAGUGUGAGCUCUGCUGUGGUGGGUACAGGUAUCAUUUUAUGUAGCCUCCUUAUCUUAAUCUCUUAUGCUCUGAUCCUUUUCAAUAUCCUUCAUAUGUCAUCAGGAAAGGGUUGGUACAAAGCCCUCAGCACUUGUGGGUCCCACAUCAUUACUAUUAGUCUCUUCUAUGGAUCUGGUCUCCUUGCUUACGUCAAGCCAUUAUCUACUGAGACUGUGGGCCAGGGGAAAUUUUUCUCAGUGUUUUAUACAUUUCUGGUGCCCAUGCUGAAUCCUCUCAUAUACAGUCUCCAGAACAAGGAUGUCAAAGUUGCUGUGAAGAAAACCUUGAAGAGAAUCUCAAGUUAA